This is a messenger RNA of Hyaloscypha bicolor E, 1590 nucleotides long. Its product is annotated as sugar transporter. The coding region runs from base 1 to 1590 and encodes 529 amino acids. The record is from RefSeq and is a predicted model, not a curated record. Gene Ontology annotation, molecular function: carbohydrate:proton symporter activity. NCBI's taxonomy places the organism in Eukaryota, Fungi, Ascomycota, Leotiomycetes, Helotiales, Hyaloscyphaceae. The transcript is spliced from 9 exons. Gene Ontology annotation, biological process: carbohydrate transport; transmembrane transport. Gene Ontology annotation, cellular component: membrane.
AUGUCUCUUGACACGAAGCAAAGCACCGAUAUAGUUGAGAAUACCUCAGAGCCUCGAAGUGCCUUUGUAGGAAAGACAGAAAAGCCAGAACGAGUAGCCGUUGAUAAUUUCGCGGAAGUAGGCAAGCCUCCUGAUCCAUGGGGAAAGGGGGCGAAGAAGCUCUACAUGAUGUGCGCUCUGGUGUAUUUGUGUUCUACUAUGAACGGGUAUGAUGGAUCCUUGAUGGGUUCAAUCAAUGCAAUCCCGGAGUACCAAGCUUAUUACAACCUGGGAAGCAACGGUGCUGCUAGCACUGGCCUUGUUUUCUCCAUUUUUCAGAUCGGUCAGAUGGUCGGCGCACUGUUCUCCUGGACUUGCGACUGGCAAGGGAGAAAGGUUCCCAUUUUCGGCGGAUGUUUCGGCGUUGUCAUUGCCACUAUCAUUACUGCAGUUGCGCCAAAUCUUGCAACGUUUAUCGGUGGGAGAUUCCUCCUGAGCUUUUGCUCGACUAUUGCAACUGUCGCAGCACCUCUGUACUUGGUCGAAAUAUCUCCACCUCAAUAUCGAGCGACACUCGAUGGAGUUUACAACACGCUUUACUAUUUGGGUAGCAUUCUGGCGACCUUCACGAUCUAUGGCGCGAACUUACACAUCGGCGGUAAUCUGAAAUGGCGACUACCUCUUUGGCUUCAAAUGGUUUGCCCGGCAAUCGUCUGCCUUGGCGUGUAUUUCAUUCCCGAAUCACCUCGAUGGCUCAUCGGGAAAGGUCGAUAUGCAGAAGAAAGACUGAUCAUUGUCGAGUACCACGCGAAUGGUGAUGAAACUCAUCCACUAGUCAACCUCGAGCUAUACGAAAUGGAGCAGUCUCUUCAAGUCCAAGGCAUGACCUCUGCCCGCAAUUUUUUCGAUAUCCGUAUCUUGUUCAACACCUCCAACCGCCGAUAUCGACUCAUGUGCUGUGUGGCUAUGGCAUGGUUUGGGCAAUUCUCUGGUAACAACAUUGCCUCUUAUUAUCUCCCAAUCAUGAUUGCAAACGUCGGCAUCAAGGACACCAACAUGCAACUACUUCUCAACGCCAUAUAUGCCGUGACGGGAUGGAUUUCAGCAACGACCGGUGCUCGAUUCCACGACAUUGUUGGACGACGGAAGAUGCUCAUGGGAUCCUGUGCUGGUAUGGCCGUCUGUCUCGCUAUCGUUGCUGGCACAGCAGCCGCGUAUGAGCACAAUCACGAAGCUUUUGCCGCCAGUCGAGCCAGCAUCGCCUUCAUCUUUAUUUUCGGGGUCGUCUUUGCGUUCUCGUUCACUCCUAUGCAACCCAUCUAUCCCGCAGAAGUCCUCUCCAAUGAGAUGCGUGCCAAAGGCAUGGCAGUCUUUCAAUUGACAGCCGUCUGCGCGGGAUUUGUCAAUACCUUUGCCGCACCACUCGCUCUCCAAAACAUUAAAUAUUGGUUUUAUGUGUUCUUCGUGUUUUGGGACGUCUUCGAAUUUGUAUUCAUUUACUUCUUCGUUGAGACGAAAGGUCGUACCCUCGAAGAGCUAGACGAAGUGUUUGAUUCAAAGAAUCCAAGGAAGGCCAGUGCCGUCGCGCUGUCCGCAAGGACCGGUGCAUGA